AUGCUUGGAAGCCUACAAACUGCCAUGCUUGGAAGCAUCCGAGCAAAGCCACCCCUCCAUGCCCGCACCACCACCUCCUCCGGCGCCGCCCGAACCUCGCAAACACCGGCCGAGACACCCUCGGACGCGCCUGAUAUCAUCGUACAACAGGAAACUCACGCCGACGUCUCCCUCUCGGGUUACGUCGCCUACAACCAAGUAACUCACCAUCCUCUGCCCCAUCCCGUGACGGCCGUCCUCACCCGGCGGACGCUCGCUGUCAAUCGACACGAUCUACCCUUCCCUGCAGUCCAUCACGUCUUUCUCGAGAUACUACCUCAGCAACGUGAACAGCCCUCUCUGUUUAUUCUCAACGUGUACAACCCCCCUCGCUCCACUGAAGAUGCGUCUCUCCUAGCCUUGCUCCGUGCCGCUGCAGCGAAAGCAGCCAAAUCACCCCUUCUUAUUCUCGGCGACUUCAACGUCAAGCAUCCGGACUGGGGUUACUCGAAGGCAGAUGGCCCCGGAAGGAGGCUGUGGCAGCUCGCUCACGACCUUAACCUUUCCCUGCUCACCGACCCCACGCAACCAACGCGCAUCGGCAACAGUGUGUGCCGCGAUACCACCCCGGACCUCAGCUUCUGCCGCAGCGUGCGCGACGCGCGCUGGUCUAACACGCAUCAGUCCCUCGCCAGUGACCAGUAUGUCCUCACCAUUCAAGUUCUCACCUCCCCCAGCAAGCCGCGCCCACACAGGGCCCGCUAUACAGACUGGGACGCUUUCCGAGAACGCCGGUUGCACUCCGCCACUUCCAACAUCGAGGACCUCUCGACGUGGACCGACCAGCUGCUAGUGGACCUCGACGCAGUCACCGCCUCGAUCCCCACCACGGAGGACCAUCCGGCAACUGACGCCCGUCUUGCCCACCUGUGGGCCGCCCGCACCGGCCUUUGCAACCGUUGGCAGAAGCAACGUCACAACCGUCGCUUACGCCGCCGCAUCGCGCACCUCGAUCGUACGAUCGAGCAACACACCACCGCGCUCGCCCGCCAACAGUGGGAGCAGCUCUGCUCGGGUCUCUCUGGUCAGUUGGGCUGCAAACAGUCCUGGCAUCUCCUCCGCCACCUCCUCGACCCUGCUUCCGCCAAGUCGGUGGCUCGGCAGCAGUUACAACGAGUGGUCCGGGCUUACCCCGGCGACACUCCGUCGCUGAUGGCAGACCUGUCCGCCAAAUACCUUCAGCUUCUGCCUCCUGGCACACCUCCUCCCCCUCUCGCGUCCUACUCUGGGGCCCCCAACCCAGUACUGGACGCCGAUAUCACGGAAGCGGAGGUCUACGCGGCAUUACAGAAGCUCCGCACCACUUCCGCCCCCGGCCCAGAUCGCAUCCCCAACAAGCUCCUCCGAAACCUCGACGCCCCUUCGGUUGCUACCCUCACUUCGUUCCUCAACGAGUGCUGGCGCUCCGCAACCUCCCCCAAUCAUGGAAACACGCUCGCGUGGCUUUCAUCCCCAAGCCGGGCAAGAAACUCACAAUCGAGAAUCUCAGGCCCAUUUCACUCACCUCGUGCGUCGGCAAGCUUCUAG
Messenger RNA from Rhipicephalus sanguineus (brown dog tick), 1566 nucleotides. RefSeq lists its product as uncharacterized. NCBI's taxonomy places the organism in Eukaryota, Metazoa, Arthropoda, Arachnida, Ixodida, Ixodidae. The transcript is spliced from 2 exons. The record is from RefSeq and is a predicted model, not a curated record. Bases 1 to 1566 code for a protein of 521 amino acids. Gene Ontology annotation, molecular function: catalytic activity.